AGGACGUACGUCGAAAGCCGGUACACGUGAGUGCUUCAGUCUUGCUGCCUCCUGGGCAUAAGUCGUUAAAAGCCUUCAAUGACGCUGAUUAACAAGUAUGACAGACCAUGAAAAGUACUGAAGUUGCUACAACCUAAUUGGUGGAGUCACCAAAUCGCCCACUUCCUCUCAACGACGGCAUCCGGAAUAAUUAACUCAGUGGAAGGGGCUGAGUCUCCUACAUUAUUUAUAGUUACAGCUUCUCCUUUAGACAUUAAAAGAGAAAGCACUUAUUUAAACUCAUCAAGUCUUCAUUGGAAUUCGUAGGAUUGGCCACUUCUCUAUCGUGUUGAAAGAAACUGGAGACACGUUUUAAGGGUCAAGAAGUCAAAAUUGUUUUAACUUAAACCUUUGUAAGAGUUUGUGCUGUCUCUGCUGCUGUGAAAGGAUCCAGGUGUGACCUGUGACGGGAACAACAUUUCAUUUCUUAUAAGGACGGAGAGAAAAAUGCUUGGAAACACGAACAAUUCCUCAGCGAACAAUUCCUCGGUGAAUUUGCUUCAUGGUUCGGAGAGCAACGAUACAAACUGUGGCUUCACUGAUGGACCAGCUGAAGUUUAUAUCACAAUCCAUGUUGUCACCCUCGUGGUGUCCUUGGUGGGAAACAUUCUUCUUAUUGCUGCCUAUGUGAGAAUGAAGGAAAUAAUCAUGCUCCCUAUCGCCAACAUGGCUGCAUCUGACCUGUUGACUGCACUCGUUCUAAUGCCUCGUCUUAUUAAGAGCGAAUUCACCGGAUCCAACGCUUUCCUCAUUCAUGGAGAUUUUGGUACAUUUCUGUGCAAGAUGUCUGUUUUCCUAAGCGACAUAUCGCUAUCUGUGUCAACCCAGAGCUUAGUGUUCAUAGCCAUUGAACGAUUCCUUGCAAUUGCAUAUCCAAUUUUCUAUAGGAAGGUAAUCACGGUCAAAAGACGCUGUCUCUUCGUCGCCUUAACAUGGGUAAUAUCCAUGGGGAUUCAUUCUCCGUAUUUUUAUGCUUUCCGUCUGUCUGCCAAUCAUAUAUGUGAAAUGAACUGGGAACCAGCUUUCGAUAACGAAUCCACGCGGCCACGCUAUGCAGUUUUUAUUUUCGUGACAGUUUUGUUUUUGCCGUUACUGACUAUUUCUUUGCUCUACUGUAUUUUCUGUGUCAAAGUUCGGAGAGAUAACAUGGCUUCGUCUCGAAGCGAGAGGGCGGCCUUAAGACAUCAGGAACGCAGCAAGAAGUUACAAAGGAUGGGAAUAGCCACUGUAUCGGCAUUCUUAAUAUGCUGGCUCCUAUAUAUUGUUAUGAAUGUUUACCGAGAACUUUCUUCAGACACUGAUUAUAAAUGUAGCAAAGGUUUUAUGAUACUGGACCGUAUCUCUCGCGUUUUGGCAAGCUGUUACUCGGCCGUGAAUCCCUGUAUUUGCUUUAUAUUUGUGCAAAGCUUUUCUCGUCAACUUCGUGCGUUAUGUAGAUUGACCGUUUGCUGCAAGGGAUCAUAGGAGAAGAUGUUUUACAGGAUAUAAUACUUGUCACUCGACCAGCACAAACAAUUAAGCUUUGUUUCCGUUAACGAUUGACGCUUUAAAGUCGCUACCGUUUUGGCGAGGACUGAAGUUAGUUUACAGCCUCAAGUAAGGUAUAGAGUCACUCCAUAACCAUUAGCCAAGCAGUCUACUGACUGAGUCUGAGCAACAGUUUAUGUUUUUAACGAUGGCGACGAUCUUAAGUGUAUAAACGAUUGCAGAUUAAAAUAAUGCCAAUAUUAGCAAUGCAAAUUUCGUUGUCAUAUAUAUCUUGAAUUUAUGUAAAUGUGAAUCCCUUCUGUGGAUUGAAUCACGUUACAAGUCGCUGAUCUGUGUUGAAAGGUAAUGUUUGAUGACAUUUUUUUGAUAGUUUGCUAUGGAUUUUGCAAGUCAGCCUUGAGUUCUUUAAUAAAGAAUAAAGUUUAUUCAAAAUCCCACUGUAUACGUGCGUUAGCGUGGUCAGCUUGUGCAGCGAACUCUAAAAUUAAUUACAAGCUUUUCCUGUGACGCACGAAUAAGUUCGUCUGUGAACAAAUGUCACUUUGUUUGAUAAACUUAUUUCUGAGAUAAUAAUUGUCGCAAAAAGAUAAUGAAGCACUGAAAGAACAUAACCAAAUACAUUACACCAGUCAAGGCCAGAGGUGCCUAAUUAAAAAUUUAUUUUUCUUUUCUCUUCUCAAAGAAUUUUCGCCAUAGCUGUGCUUAUGCUAUCAACUGAUAUAUGAUAUUACUUUCGUCAGCGUGACAUCGUUCUUAAAUGCUGUUUGAUUUUCUUGGCCUCAGGGCUAUCUCAAAUAUUGCAUUUCUCGUUAAAUUCAUCAACUAGUUGAAUUGAUUGACCCCUUUCGUCAAUUGAUUGACCCCUUUCCACCCGAGAAGAACGCUAUACCUCUUCUAUAUUUACAGAAAAUCGAAUUGUUCGUUCUCUAGUGCAACAGAAUUAAUAGUAUUCACUAACAAUAUUUUUUAAACAUAUGAAACAGACGAAAGUGCCACGAGCUUCCAUUCCGUUCAGGUCAUAACAGACCCGCAGCCAAACGAGCUCAUGAAAUUCAUCAGCGUCUUAACUGCGUAUCUUUCCACACACAAAACUUUGAAUAUGAGAAAAAGGUUGGAAAUGCGUGGGUUUUGUUUUAAACAAAGUCUGGCGGCAAAACCCACUCAAAAAGGUGUGCACACAAAUCAGUCCUCUUUUAGAUUAAACGAGCGCGCCCCACAUCUCGGACCGAAGCGUCGCCGAAGCGCCUUACGAUGAUGGCUAAUUCUUUAUUUUUAGGUAUGUAUGUUCGGCAAGAACCGUUUUUUUAAAAAAAAAAUUAUUACUUAAUAUUUUACUUAUAUCGCUAAGUGCCUCGUAUCCUAAUGCUUUCUAUGCCCAUGCAAGGAGAAAGAUUACGAUGAUUUCAGUUCUAUUAGAUAUCAUAGUAUUUUCUUAGUUUUGCUCCAGUCUGGAAACGUUGACUGACUUCUCCUUCAGCUUGCUCUAGUGUGAACUUUUACAAAGAUCAUAACAGCAAGGAGGGUCGAAGAGUGACUGUAACCGGACUAGCCUUCGUUUAAGUGUUCUCCGACUAUUCUCUUUAAGGGCGAUUGAUUUUAAAAGGGGUGAAUCCUGUUUCCUCCAAUUAUAGCAUCGGAGAUGUUUGUUCAUGUUUCGUAAGCUGGCUUCUUCAAGCUGUAACCUGUUACUUUUUAUGUUAUCUGCUUCGUGAGUAUGUUUCUUUUGGUUGUCAUCUGAACUGAAACAUCAUUGCAUGGACAAAGUUCUGUCUGCAAGUCUCUCUCAAAGAUAGUUCCACGGCUUCAACAGAUCCCAACUUCCCUACAGCCAGUUGAUUUCCCUACAGGUAACCCAAGCUCGCACAAUCAGGCUCUGUCAACGAUGUAAAUUUAUGUAUUGUGUAUUUAUGUAAAAUGUAAUUUUUCUAGUACCUAAAUAAAAAGAUCUAUGCCAUUUCCCAUGAAAGCCGGAAGAUAUCAAGGCUGCUGGCCCUCAUUAGGCAUUUAAAACGGCAGCUCUCUCGCAAUUUGUGAUAAAGUGUGUGAUUCAAUAAACUAAUUUGCCAAGACCGUGAAACAUGAUGAGUAUUUAAGCUGCAAGAACCACCUUAACCGCAAACAUCAUGGCUCUAAGC
Messenger RNA from Stylophora pistillata, 3662 nucleotides. RefSeq names its product QRFP-like peptide receptor. Gene Ontology annotation, biological process: G protein-coupled receptor signaling pathway. The record is from RefSeq and is a predicted model, not a curated record. Gene Ontology annotation, molecular function: G protein-coupled receptor activity. Gene Ontology annotation, cellular component: plasma membrane. NCBI's taxonomy places the organism in Eukaryota, Metazoa, Cnidaria, Anthozoa, Scleractinia, Pocilloporidae.